Messenger RNA from Tilletiopsis washingtonensis, 1602 nucleotides. RefSeq lists its product as hypothetical. NCBI's taxonomy places the organism in Eukaryota, Fungi, Basidiomycota, Exobasidiomycetes, Entylomatales. Gene Ontology annotation, molecular function: iron ion transmembrane transporter activity. The transcript is spliced from 5 exons. The record is from RefSeq and is a predicted model, not a curated record. Bases 1 to 1602 code for a protein of 533 amino acids. Gene Ontology annotation, biological process: iron ion transmembrane transport. Gene Ontology annotation, cellular component: membrane.
AUGGCCGCCACGUCGCGCCCCCUGGCACGCGUGCCAUCCGCGUCGGACAAGCCGCCGCUGCCGCCCGUCGACGUGCCGCAGGACGCUGCAACAACAGCGGCAGCGGCGCCGCUGCCCCGCCGCUCGCUCUUCCAGCUGGCACUGCAGCAUGCACUGAGCUCCUGGGGCACGCGCAGCUACGAGUUUGCGGCGCCGCUCUUCUUCAUCCACGCCUACAGCGCCUCGCUGCUCGCUGCCUCGCUGUAUGGCUGUCUCACGACGCUCGCCGCCAUCCUGCUCGCCGGCAGCGCCGGCCGGCUCGUCGAUGUGUACGCGGCGCGCAAGCGGGCCAUGCUGCGUGGCGCCGUCGCGGUGCAGAGCGUGGCGCUGGCGGCGGCCUACGCUCUCUUUGCUACGCUGCUCAACGUCGAUCAUCUCGGCCGGAACGCUGAGAACGCCGGAACGGGGCCAGAACGGGGCAGUCCGAACGCCGACGUCUGGACGCUCUUUGCCGCCAUCACAGCCGUCGGCUGCGUGGUAACGCUCGCCAACGUGAGCGUCAGUGUCUCGAUUGAGCGCGACUGGGUCACUUCCAUCGCCGCACACGACUCGCGCACGCUGUCACGGCUGAACGCCAUCAUGCGCCGCAUCGACCUGCUUACCAAGCUUCUGGCGCCACUCUUCGUCUCGCUGCUAACCAGCACGGCCGGCUAUCCGCGCGCCUGCUUCAUUCUGCUAGGCUUUGCGCUCGGCGGCGGACUCUUGCAGCUGCUGCUCAUCGGCCGCACCUAUGCCUGCUUCCCGGCGCUCGCGGCGGACGAGGCGCGCGUGCGGGCACUCAAGCUCGAGCAGCAAGAGCCGAGUCCCUCGCCGGACGUCGCGAUGGCGCAGAGCUAUCCGCCUCGCCGCGUGGCACGGGCACAGGCAGGCGUGCGCAGCUGGCUGCAAGGCCAGGUCUCCGACUGGCGCGUCUUUGUGCGCAUGCCCGUCUUUCCCAGCUCCGUCUCGCUGGCGCUGCUCUACAUGAGCGCCCUCUCGUUUGACCCGGCCUUCAUCGGCUACCUCAAGAGCGAGACGUACUACUCGGACGCCAUGGUGGCGGGGAUGCGCGGCCUGUGCGUCGUGACGGGGCUGGGAGGCACGUUCCUGGCGCCAUAUCUCAUCUCGCGCAUCGGUCUGACUAGGACUGGCACCUGGGCGCUGGCGAUGCUGCUUCUUCCCCUGCUGCCCACGCUGCUGGCGCUCUUCCUCGGUGCCGGUCCCGGGCGCGAGCGGCCAGCAUGGAACGGCGCCUUGCUCUUUGGCGGCAUGGCUGCAAGCCGCGUAGGCCUCUGGAGCUUCGACCUGGCGCAGCUGCAGAUGGUGCAAGAGGCCCUCUCGACGCAUCCGCGCCGCAACAGCCUCAUGGCGCUGCAGGUCUCGCUGCAGAAUCUCUUCGACCUGGGACACUACGGCCUCACGAUUGGCUGGUCGCUGCCGUCGCAGUUCAAAUACGCGGCGCUCACGUCGUACUGCGCCCUGCUGGCGGCGGGCGUCAUCUACGUGGGCGUGUACGCGCGGCGCGAUCGCGGCCAUGUGCUGCAUCUGGGCUGGCUGCGCCUGCACGACACCAAGAGCCGCUGA